CAAUGUCAUUUGUCAAAUAUUAUAGUUGACAGUUUGACACUGAUAGUUUACCAGUCAACGAAUACAUUUACCUCGUUUCUUUUUCAAUCGAAAAGUCAAGCGAGAAGCAUGGCGCCCACUAAACCGGCUGUAGCCGCUGGCAAAGUCGCCCCAAAAAAGCAGCAGAUCAGAGGAAAGGGUCUUAAGAAAAAGAAGGUCUCUUUGAAGUUCGUUAUUGAUUGCACGCACCCAGUAGAAGACAGUAUUUUGGAUGUCCAAAACUUCGAAAACUAUCUUAAGACCAGGAUAAAGAUCAAUGGAAAAACCAACAACUUUGUAGCUGGUAAAGGCAGCCAACACCAGGUCACCUUAAGCAAAGAAAAGAACACCAAAAUUGUCGUCAAUUCUGAAAUUCCUUUCUCCAAAAGGUACCUUAAAUACCUUACCAAAAAGUACCUGAAGAAGAACAACCUUAGGGAUUGGUUGAGAGUUGUUGCUUCAGGGAAGGACUCUUAUGAACUUAGAUACUUCCAGAUCAAUAACCAGGAAGAUGAUGAGGAUGAAGAUGUAGAGUAACUUUAGGGAGUUUUAACUGAAUUGUCGUUAAUAUAAGGUUUUUAAAGAAUAAA
This is a messenger RNA of Anthonomus grandis grandis, 608 nucleotides long. RefSeq names its product 60S ribosomal protein L22-like. Gene Ontology annotation, molecular function: structural constituent of ribosome; RNA binding. The transcript has 4 exons. The record is from RefSeq and is a predicted model, not a curated record. Gene Ontology annotation, cellular component: ribosome. Gene Ontology annotation, biological process: cytoplasmic translation. Lineage: Eukaryota; Metazoa; Arthropoda; Insecta; Coleoptera; Curculionidae. Bases 109 to 555 code for a protein of 148 amino acids.